Anopheles cruzii is the source of this 2042-nucleotide messenger RNA. RefSeq names its product ADP-ribosylation factor-like protein 5B (gene Arl5). The transcript is spliced from 6 exons. Gene Ontology annotation, molecular function: GTP binding; GTPase activity. Gene Ontology annotation, cellular component: trans-Golgi network; cytoplasm. Bases 258 to 797 code for a protein of 179 amino acids. The record is from RefSeq and is a predicted model, not a curated record. NCBI's taxonomy places the organism in Eukaryota, Metazoa, Arthropoda, Insecta, Diptera, Culicidae. Gene Ontology annotation, biological process: vesicle-mediated transport; intracellular protein transport; protein localization to Golgi membrane.
UGUGAAGUGAUGGAAUCCGUUGUAAGGAUUCCCCUGGGCAAAGCAAAGGUGGCCCCAGGACACCUGGUCCCCGGCCGCAGGUGAAGUGCUUCCGGUUGUGCGUAUGCGUGUGAGAAAGAGUGAGAGAGCGUGAGAAGAGACACAGAAUCCUGCAAGGCCUGCUGCGUUGAUUGGCGGACGACUGUCAUCUCCUCGAUUCGGAACGGAUAGUCCGGCCGCCGCCUCACAGACUGAGCUGCCUUCGCCCUUCGUCCAUCAUGGGGCUGCUGUUUGCGAAAAUCUGGAGCCUCUUCGGCAACGAAGAACACAAACUCGUCAUGGUGGGACUGGACAACGCCGGCAAGACGACCAUUCUGUACCAGUUUCUGAUGAACGAAGUGGUUCACACGAGCCCAACGAUCGGAUCGAACGUGGAAGAGAUCGUGUGGAAAAAUAUUCACUUUCUGGUGUGGGACCUCGGCGGGCAGCAGAGCUUACGGGCCGCGUGGAGCACCUACUACACAAACACAGAGUUCAUCAUCAUGGUUAUAGACUCGACCGAUCGCGAGCGGUUAGCGGUGACACGUGAGGAAUUGUACAAAAUGUUGCAGCAUGAAGACUUAACCAAGGCCAGUUUGCUGGUGUACGCCAACAAGCAGGAUCUAAAAGACUCGAUGAGUGCGGCUGAAAUUUCCAAACAAUUAGACCUGACCUCCAUCAAGAAGCACCAGUGGCACAUACAGUCCUGCUGCGCACUGACCGGCGAAGGCCUGUACCAAGGGCUGGAAUGGAUAGCCCAGCGGAUCAAGAAGAAAUGACACCGGCAGGAGUAAAACUACUCGUGUAACUCCGUUUUACCGGGCCAAUGCUUCCCUUCCUUUUCGACGACGAGGCGCCCGAAAGCGCUGACGAACGGAUUCGGCCACCCAUAACACACUCACCCAUUACUCAAGCAAGCUCCUUUCUUCCCCCACUAAUUACGAGAACGCAUUCGAGCCAAACGUACGGGUGGAUGCGCUGACCCAGACCCCGGUGUUUACAAUGGACGGGCGGAGUAAGAGAGUUGCCAAAGCAGGGCGCGCGGGGGUCAGCACAGGUACAGGAAGUAAGGUAGUGCGUUUAAUUAAACUCAAACUCUAGGAUAAGCAGGGGAACACAGUCAUCCGGACGAGCCGAACUGAAAUUAUGGUUUUUUUUGGGAACGUCUGGCGUCUGCCGAGCAGCUCCACCUUCCUUAGCUGUGGAUGCUGUGGGUGCGAGUCAAGAAACGAGUCAGGUGUAUGAAUGAUACUGUUGUAUGAACGAGUUAGAUUAAACGUAAUCGUUAUUAAACAACUCCUCCACUCCGUCAAAGCAUUGUACAGACACGCGGCCGGAAGUCGCAGAUUAUUGACGCCGAAGACGCUUUUGACGGUUAACUCAAUCGCAAACCAAACCCCGUGCGCCAAGCGGCCCAAUCGUUCCACCAAAUACGUCCCGUGCAGGAAGUAGACAAGAACCACGCUCAUGAUCGAUCGAUGAAGCGAUGGAGGAACAUCGGGCAAGAUGGUGCAGAUCGCAUACAUUUGUGAGGUUUCAAAUCAGAUCUGCAAACUGAACGUUUAAACGCGAUGCGGGUGAUGACGUGCAUUGCGGGAACUGGGUACCGAUCCGGCUGGAUGCAGUCUGCAUCUUUCUCCUGUUUUUAGCAAUCAGCAGAAGAUCAGCUCUUUAAAUCAAACACAACUAACAUGUAAACGCUAUGUUAUAGAUUAAUUUUUAUGUUUAACUCUUCGUUCGCUAACUGGAUCCAAGAGGGGGGCCAACUGGGCAGGAACUGACGCUGGGCACAGGAUACUAUAUACUGUAAAUUGUGUGUGUAUGUCUGGCAGGAGUUGAAGAAAAAUGUUGGAAGAAUAAACCUAUUCGUCGUGUGAAUGCUGCGAUGUUAGGAGCGAUAGGUGACCCAGGGAGGGAGUGGUUGAGUUAAGGCAGAAAGACAAUGUAAAGAAAUGAACGACGGGACAGAAGGUAUACUUACGACAAUGUUAGUUAAAUAAAAUGAAAUGAAAGUAAUAUAUAAA